Molecule: messenger RNA, 474 nt
Organism: Rotaria sp. Silwood1
Lineage: Eukaryota; Metazoa; Rotifera; Eurotatoria; Philodinida; Philodinidae
Source: the annotation of a GenBank genome assembly
AUGUCAGCAACAACAACAGCGUCAGCUUCAAAUGAUCAACAACCUGUUGGUUUAAGUAUGGCACAAGUUGAACAAGUACGUGCUCAAUUGCAAUCUGAUAUUGAAAUGUUGCAAUCAUCAAUACAACGUCUUCAAUAUGCUCAAGAAGGUUUUGGUGAAUCUAUGAUUGCUGUAUCACGUUUACCAACAAAUAAUCAAGAUAAUUCAUUACUUGUACCACUUUCAUCUUCAAUGUAUGUUCCUGGUCGUUUAUCCGAUCCUGAACAUGUUCUAGUUGAUGUUGGUACAGGUUUUUUUAUUGAAAUGCGUCCAAAAAAAGCACAAGAUUAUUUUAAACGUAAACAUGAUUAUAUUCAAGUAGAAAUUGAUAAAUUACAAAAAGUUUUAUAUGAUAAAUUAUUAACAAGACAACAAAUUAAUGGUAUUAUUCAAAUGCAUCUUCAACAACAACAACAACAACAACAACAAAAAUAA